Molecule: messenger RNA, 1772 nt
Organism: Helobdella robusta
Lineage: Eukaryota; Metazoa; Annelida; Clitellata; Rhynchobdellida; Glossiphoniidae
Exons: 13
Coding region: 122-1330 (402 amino acids)
Biological process (GO): monoatomic ion transmembrane transport
Cellular component (GO): membrane
Molecular function (GO): extracellular ligand-gated monoatomic ion channel activity; transmembrane signaling receptor activity
Source: RefSeq, a predicted model, not a curated record
CAUGUCUCACGCACUAUUACGAUAUUUACGCUAGGACGUUUUAAAAGUUGAAGAUACAGUUGAGGUUAAGAUCAACUUCUUAUCUGUGGUCAUAAGCCAAUUGAUUGAUAAAGACAAUUCUAUGUCUGCUGACGCUUAUAUCACCUUCGAAUGGAAUGAUGUGCAACUGACUUGGGAUCCAUCGAAGUACGGCGGAAUCAAUAAGAUCAAUCUCCCCUUCUAUAAAGUCUGGGAACCUGAAAUCAUUCUUUAUGAUAAUCGGGCCGUGACUGGUCAGCUGGUGGACUCGAGACAGGUGAGCGUCUCUAGCGACGGUCGAGUUGAGUGGACUCCACAGUUGAGGAUGGAGGUCUACUGCACCAGUAACUAUCGGGCCUUCCCGUACGAUGAACAAGUUUGUCAGUUCUUUUUCAUGUCGCACCUUUAUGAGAGGUCGUACGUGAAGCUACUGCUACAGGGCAAGGAGGAACCCAUGAGUAGGGACGCCUGUACCUCCGUGCACAAUGAGUGGGAGGUCAUCAGGUGCACCCCCUACAUCGAGACGAUGGUCUACACGCACGGCAACGAACACGACUGGCUCGGUCUCAUUGUUUCAGUCAGGCGGAAAUAUGUGUACCAUGUGUACGUGUUGAUCGUUCCAACAGUCAUCAUCGUCUUCCUCAUCCUCUCCAUCUUCUGGAUUCCGCACUACAGCAACCAGAGAUUUUCAUUUGCCGGGGGGAUGCUUUUUGUGCUACUGCUGAUGAAUUUCUUGGUGCAAGAAUUUCUACCAGUUGGUUUGGGCAACGUACCUAGAGUCGUGUCAUACACACUGUACGCUCUCCUCCUUCUCUCUCUCACCACCAUCCUCUCCCUGGCCACUCACUAUCUCUACUUCACCGAUCCGAAGCACAAGCCCGUUCCAGAAUUCUUGAAAACCAUUUUCUUUCGUGACGUCAUCGCCAUGAUAACUGGAGUGAGUGCUGACGUCAUCAUCGCCAGCGAUCCAAUCAGCAGCUCCUUCGACAACAAAUCCUGGGCAACCGCCAACAAAUCAACGAGCUUGAUUGCCGAGCAAAACGGAACCGGAAACGAGGUUAGCGGAGUUACCGAAAAACUCCUAGAAGAAAUUCACAAAAACCUGGACGCACUCACUUCCGGCCAGAAGUCACGUGUCCUGGAUAAUGAAUGGAAGCAGUUAUCUAUGAUCUUUGAUCGUCUACUCUUUUACUUCUUCCUGUUGGUUAACAUUGUGGUCACGUCUGUUUUGUACGGUCAGAGUUUUGCCAGAAAUGAUGUCGAUGAUGUCAAGGCCUUGAAUAAAUUCUUCGAAGAUUACGAUAAUUAUUGAUACUGUCGCUGUUGAUAUCAUUCUAUUGUUGAUAUCAUAUCAUCACAAUUGAUACUAGUGACUAUUAAAAUAAUUAAUAAAACGAUUACUAUUAUUACGACCAAUACUACUACCUAUGUUGCGUUGCUGGAGCUACUGCUGCUACUAACGUUACUAGCAUUACUACUACUACUACUACUACUACUACUGCUGCUGCUGCUGCUGCUGCUGCUGCUUCUACUACUAAUCUUACUACAACUACCACUACAACUACUACUAUAAAACAACAAUUACUACUGCUAUCUUUAACAUUGAUUAUAAAUUACUAUCAGUAACGCUAGUGUCAGUAUUUCAAAUGGUAGAUUACUAGCUUGUCGCGAACUUACGUAAUUAACCCAUCAGGUCAUAUGUAUUUAUGUAUUUAUUAAUUAAUUUAAAGUUUAAAACCAAUAAAUAUUUUUUU